This is a messenger RNA of Ostrinia furnacalis (Asian corn borer), 915 nucleotides long. RefSeq lists its product as uncharacterized. The transcript has a single exon. The coding region runs from base 1 to 915 and encodes 304 amino acids. Lineage: Eukaryota; Metazoa; Arthropoda; Insecta; Lepidoptera; Crambidae. The record is from RefSeq and is a predicted model, not a curated record.
AUGGACGCGGCUACGAAUAGCGGACCGUCGAGUCACCGUGAAGCGGACGCGGACGUUGAACAAGAAUUUAAGGACGCGACGAGUGAAGAUACUUGUGCAGUGGGCCGUGUUGCUUUACGUCUACCUCAAUUUUGGGCGGAAGAUCCUGAAAUAUGGUUCGCCCAGGUAGAAGCUCAGUUUGCGUGCACGUCGACGAAGAAUGAUAGUACGAAAUUUUUUCAAGUCAUCCGUGAGUUAGAUCAGCGUACCGCGAGUGAAGUCAGAGACGUUAUUACGAAUCCCCCAGCAACCGGCAAGUACGAAAAAUUAAAACACGAAUUAAUUAAUCGCCUUUCUGUUUCUCAUGAACAUCGGAUGCGUCAACUUCUUACUCACGAGGAAUUAGGAGACCGUAAGCCGUCGCAGUUUUUACGCCACCUCAGAGCGUUAGCCGGUGAUGGAGUUAACGACGAUUUUUUGCGUAGUUUGUGGUCAGGACGACUUCCUACCCACAUACAAGUAAUGGUUGCUAUUCUCGCGGACCAAAUAUACGACGUCGUGCCUACCCCCGUAAAUCAAGUCGCCAGUACUUCUGCGUCGUCUAUCGAAGGAAUGUUCCAACGAUUGGAGCAAACAAUUUCUUCACGAAUUCAAGAUGAAUUGAACCGACAAAUAUCGCAAUUGAACAUAGGUCAAAAUCGCGGUCGUAAUACGUACCGGGGCCAAAAUAAUAAUACUAGAAGUAGAUCUAAUUCUAGAAACAACAGGUCAGACGGAUACGAGACUCGGGUAUGUGUUGGUAUCAUUAUAAGUUCGCCGAUAAAGCUGCCAAAUGUAUACCGCCGUGCAAUUUUAAGAAGGAAAACUGUCGAGACGGUCAGUAGAGGCGGCAGCCGACUGUCAUACAACUACCCGUCGCCUUUUUAUUACCGAUAA